Molecule: messenger RNA, 1606 nt
Organism: Pecten maximus
Lineage: Eukaryota; Metazoa; Mollusca; Bivalvia; Pectinida; Pectinidae
Product: collectin-10-like
Exons: 3
Coding region: 238-654 (138 amino acids)
Source: RefSeq, a predicted model, not a curated record
ACAAAAUUAAUCAAUAAUUAAACAUUUCACCUAUAUUUUUUUUUUUUUUUAUAAUUUUCAGAGUUCUGUACAAGUGAUGCUCCAGUGAUUGUCCAUACUUCACAAGCAGUAUCUUUUAUCAAUGGAACUCCCGCUAAAAUCUUCAAGUGUACCUCGAAUGCCGUUCAAAUCAGCGGGAAUGGAGAGGUGACCUGUAACCUCGGAACUCUUCUAUGGUCUACGCCAAAUAUAGUUUGCAUGGACUUGACAUUUUAUAACUCAAUGGGAUAUACACAUUUGUGUGGAACGCAAUCAGUCCUUAAGUUGGUUAAAACAAUGACAUUAUAUGAUCAAGCAGACAUGCUCUGUCGAAAUGAGGGAGCCAACCUUGCUCGACCCAGAACAUCUUCACGUUGGAAAUGCAUGGCAGAUUAUGUUGAACCAAGAGCUACCGGUGUACACGUUUGGAUGGAUAUCACAGACAAGAACGCGGAAGGGACAUUCGUUUUCUCAGACAAUACUCCUGUUCCACUUCCCCACUACUGGUUGCCAAAUGAACCUUACCCGCCGUCAGCUCCAGGCGCGGACUGCGUCGGAAUAUGGCCAAGCUGGAAACAAUGGGAUGAUCUACCUUGCAGCAAUGGUGCAUAUUACCUAUGUGAAAUUGAGUUUUGAUCGUGUCCUGAUUUUACGAGAAACGUUCGUUUUAAUGAAAUUUGUGAAGUUUGGAAAAGAAAAAUAUCCCGAAUGUCACAAGGAUUCAAAAUGUAUAUAUCUAGGUAAAUCAUAUAUUUAAUGUAUAGUUAUCUUAUACGUAUUUCUAAGUACAUGUGCACGUGCUCCAAAGUCUACUGUCAGUAUCCCGUUUGCUCAUUAUUCGUUACUGUCCGUACGUUGAUGUGUAUUCCCAUACUAUAAACUAUGUUACUUGUUCGGUUGUGUCCGUGUUUAUCCGUAUUUAGCAGUGUUACCUUACUACUUACACAUGCAUCAGUCUAUUGACCCGCGACAUAGUUGGUUCAAGUGUCUAACGGCCCAUCAACAAGGUUAUUAGGGCCAAAUAAGUGAUUAACAAAUAUGAGCAAAAUAGGCAGGUGACGAAAUGACAAAAAAAAAACAUGUAAAUAUGUAUUUUGUACACCCACGAUAAUUUUAAAAUAAACAACACUAUCUUUUGUUACUCAAAUCUUGUGAUACAGACUAAUUAUUUUCAGAUAGUUCAAGUUUUGUGUAUACUUAGAGACUCAAACAGAAUCUUCAGACUUACCAUUCUGUUGUAAAAACUCUCUCUUGCAUGUUGUAGAUCAGUGUAAUCCAAUAUAACGGUAUAUGGUUCAUUGCACACGAUGCACUGGGGUUGGUACUCACGCUUCAAUAAGUAGGGAUGCGUUAUAAAGGUAUGGCCAAUCCUAAGACGGGCAAAACAACCUCGUCUCGUCAAUUGUCUCUGUAGCAAGGCGACCAUUUGCUAUUUCCUUUGAUUGACAUAUCCACACUACAACCAGUUUGUGAAGGUAAAUGUUUUAUACUAUGUAUAGAAUAUAUGUGAUUUUUGCGACAUCUAAUUCAUGAUUUAGGAACAAUAGUACUUAUUAUAUGUCGGUGGUAAAUUUUAUGUUUUGUCUAU